ACCCUAUUUAAAUCCGUACUGUACGUAAAGAAAGAAAGAAAGAAAGAAAGAAAGAAAGAAAGAGGGUUUGAUUUAAUAUAUAAUGAAUUUUUUGUCCAUAAAUUAAAAUGUUGGGAGUGGGAAAUGAAAUGAACAAAAGAAGAAAUUGAAAUGAGAUAGAGAAAGAUGGAGUAUGAUAAUCGCGAAGCACAGGAUCCGGCCUCUCUAAGCUUUCCCGUUGGUUUGGUUCUUUUGUUAACGUUUUUGUUUUGUAUGUGUUGUUUCUUUUGUUGUUGUCUUCACUGGGAAAAGCUCCGAUCGUUUCUUGGCUGUCCCGAUCAUCUCCACCACCACCAUCCUCCCAUUCCCCCGCCCCACUCCCCCGCCGCCCUCUCCCCGCCCGAUAAGUUUUCGCCUAUUCAUACGAUAUGGAAGGAGAAUCGGCCGCAAAGCGUGUCGGUGUUGAUGCCGGGGGAUGAGGUUCCGAGGUUUAUAGCAAUGGCAUGUCCGCCGUGUGCGACGACGGCGGCGGCGUUGGUGGAAAUUGUAGUACAAAAACCUUCGCAAAGUAUUUCGGAUUCUUCUCUGUAGCUUUCCCCUCUUUUGUUAAUUAAUUAAUUAAUGCUUUCUUUUCUU
Cucumis melo (muskmelon) is the source of this 615-nucleotide messenger RNA. RefSeq lists its product as uncharacterized. Bases 166 to 570 code for a protein of 134 amino acids. The transcript has 2 exons. The record is from RefSeq and is a predicted model, not a curated record. NCBI's taxonomy places the organism in Eukaryota, Viridiplantae, Streptophyta, Magnoliopsida, Cucurbitales, Cucurbitaceae.